AACUCCGUUAAAGAUAUUGAAAGUCACUUUUCCCUCAGGAUAGUUUCACAGAAGUGGGUUGGUCCCUGCAUGACCUUAACCAAUUACAAUUAAGGCGCUCGUCUUAACCAAUUAAAGUUAAGUCACAUGGUUUUCAACCAUUUAACGUUCAGCAUGACCCUGCGUGCGGCACUGCGUCAAUUAGCUCCGCAGCAUUAGCGACAACAUCAGUCCGUCAAUCAACCUUUACAAACCAACUACAUACUACAUACUAACUCUGUUUGGACCCGGACCCUCCCGGUCGGACCCUGACGCUAUUGGUGAGACCCUGGUGCUAUAGGUGAGAGAUGGGGAGGGAGGAUGAGGAGGCCAAGGUGGGGACGAAGAGGAGGCUGACGGAAGAGGCGAAGGGCGACGCGGCCCAGAAAAGUGCGAACAUGAGGAAGGAGAAGAGGUCCUCGGAUGUGGCCGGGGAAAGGAGAUCUUGCAAGAAGGAGAGGCCAGUGAAGCAGACCUCAUCUAACGGUGUGAGUGUGAAGGAGGAACCAGAGGACCAGGACUUCACCUCAGAGAAGAGGGGACUGAAGAGGAAGAGGUCUAAAGAGGAGGCCUCCUCCUCUUUACCAGGUCAGACUACCAGGAAGAAGAAGAAGAAGAAGAGUAAGAGCCGUGAGCCGGGGGGGGAAGCCAGCGCGACGGCUCCAAAGGACAAGAACAGGGGGCCGGUGAAGGUGAAGAAGGAGGUGAAAAGUGAGGUGAAGGAGGAGGGAGGCACCAAAAAGGUGAAGAAAACCAAGGAGCAGAUUGACGAGGCGAGGAGGACGAAGCUGAAGAUUAAGGAAGAGGAGGAGCAGAACCGCUGGCGGUGGUGGGAGGAAGCCAAGUAUGAGUCCGGGGUGAAAUGGAAGUUUCUGGAACAUAAGGGACCCUGCUUUCCCCCUGAGUUCGAGUCUCUACCGGACAACGUCCGGUUCUACUACAACGGUGAGUGA
Gadus macrocephalus (Pacific cod) is the source of this 971-nucleotide messenger RNA. Its product is annotated as DNA topoisomerase 1-like. The record is from RefSeq and is a predicted model, not a curated record. The transcript has 8 exons. Gene Ontology annotation, molecular function: DNA binding; DNA topoisomerase type I (single strand cut, ATP-independent) activity. Gene Ontology annotation, cellular component: nucleolus; chromosome. Gene Ontology annotation, biological process: DNA topological change; chromosome segregation; DNA replication. The coding region runs from base 327 to 971 and encodes 214 amino acids. Lineage: Eukaryota; Metazoa; Chordata; Actinopteri; Gadiformes; Gadidae.